Rotaria sp. Silwood1 is the source of this 930-nucleotide messenger RNA. NCBI's taxonomy places the organism in Eukaryota, Metazoa, Rotifera, Eurotatoria, Philodinida, Philodinidae. The record is from the annotation of a GenBank genome assembly.
AUGGUUAUUGAAAAAAUGGAAGAUAUUAUUGAAGAUUCAUCAUCAAUGGUUAAUUUAGAAGAAAAUGUUUUAAUAGCAGGUUUUGGUGAUUUACUUGAACGUACUUGGUCUCAUGGUGUUCAUCAUAAACCAAAGGGAAAAUCUGCUUUAUGGAAUCAUAUUAAAUAUUAUGUUAAACUUAUAAAUUAUGAGUCAACACAAAUGUCUCAUGCCGGUCUUCCAGUAACAUUGAAUAAAGAUGAAAAUCCAGCUGUGGUUUGGUGUUUAAUGAGAAAACAAUUAGUAAAUCGUAGUUCAUCAGCUAGUCGAUCUCAAUCUCCCAGUGGUUCUCAUACUCUUCCACGUCCUCAAAUGAGUCUACAUCAAGUACGUUCAUCACCUCUAUUAGCAAUGGCAACUUCAGCAUUCAAUCUUGCUCCAUCCAAUAAUAUGAUGAUAACUAAUCAAUCGAAUACAUCUCUAGCACAUGAUUUUCAUUCUAUUGAAUUAUGUUUUGGACAUAAGCCAGUGUCUGUUUCAGCGUCUGAAAUUGGUUUUGCUCGUGCAUUUGUUCGUUUGGCACUUGAACGUCGUCUUUUAUCUCGUCAUUUAUCUGUAUUAUUUUCUCAUAGUGAUCUUUUACAAGCUUUAUAUAAACGUGAAGCUUUUUUACAUAUUGAUAUUAUUUAUCAUGUUAUUAUUGUUCCUACCAGAGCACGAGCAACAAGAAUUUCUAGUACAACAACUGCUAAUCCAUAUAUUGCAUUAGCUGGUAUUUUGGGAUCAACAAAACGCAAAAAUUUGGGUCAAUUAACAACACUUCGAAUAGGUCAUGAUAAUACUGGUUUAAUGCCUCGAUGGAAUAUUGAUCAUGUUCUUGUUCGAAAUCAAUUAACAAACAAUUUUUAUCGGUUUGUUACUUUUAAUCUUUUCUAACUAUUGUUUUUUUAA